CAUUCUCUUCUCAUUCAUACAACCCACCCCUCAAUCAUCACCAUGAUUCGCACUCUUGUCCGCCCUGCUGUCCGUGCCACCCAGCGCCGUUGCGCCUCUACUACCGCAGCCUCGCCCGCCACUCUCCAGAACUUGGAGACGCGCUGGUCGACUCUGUCCUCCCUGGAGCAGAGCACCCUCGCCAAGCAGCUUGAGCAGGUCCAGGCUGGCGACUGGACCAAAAUGACCUUGGAGCAGAAGAAGGCCGCUUACUGGGUUGCUUUCGGACCCCACGGUGCCCGCACUCCUCUCACCGGCCCCAACCACGGCGCCAAGGUCUUUGUCGGUACUACCGCUGUUGUCGGUGCUGCUGGCGCUCUCUUCCUCUGGAUGCGUGCUGGCAAGGAGAAGCCUUCGACCACCACCAAGGAGUGGCAGGAGGCCUCGAACGAGUAUGCCCGUGAGAACAAGAUCAAUCCUAUCACCGGUAUCUCUUCCGAUAACUACAAGGGUCCCGGUUUCGUUUCUCUCACCAAGAAUUAAAUGUACCCAGCAAGCAUCGCGUCCUUCUAUGAUUGACAUUGCUUCCGAACCCCGUAUCAGCGCUAGUCGACAUAGCAUAUGCCGACAUUCGCUUCCAUCCCUCCCCUCUCCGUUCUCCCUACUUUGGGCUACGAAUAAACAUCAUGAUUUGAACCCUCUAAUGCGCACGCACAGUCACUAUUGAAUCCAUUGAGGCAAUUGAGCUAGAUGCACUUGGAAACGCACC
Messenger RNA from Gamsiella multidivaricata, 748 nucleotides. Its product is annotated as cytochrome c oxidase subunit IV family. Lineage: Eukaryota; Fungi; Mortierellomycota; Mortierellomycetes; Mortierellales; Mortierellaceae. Bases 43 to 522 code for a protein of 159 amino acids. The transcript is spliced from 3 exons. The record is from RefSeq and is a predicted model, not a curated record. Gene Ontology annotation, biological process: mitochondrial electron transport, cytochrome c to oxygen.